AUGCAUGAGCACGACCCGGCACAUCCGUGCGCUCCGCGAAUAUGUUCUCGGUUCCCCUCCUCCAUAAACCAACCAUGCGCCCGCGGCUAAUCAACUCGUCACUCCAAACUCCCACUUCGCUCGGAGCUCCUCGUCAGGCCGCGCGCGCACCAAGCCAUGGCCGCUCGUGCCGCCGCCGCCGCCUGCGACGCCGUGCGCGGGGCUCUCUGCGGCGCCGCGUCGCGGCUGCGGAGCUGCUACAGUUCCAUCUCCGCCUCCUCCUCCCCUGUGGCGCUCGCGGCCGGCCUCGCCGCGCUCCUGUGCUGCGGCGCCGCGGGGGCGGCGUUCCCGCGCGCCGCGGCCUCGCUCCUGCCGCUGGCGGCGUCGACCGCCCUCUGCUGCGCGGCAGCGGGGCUCUUCGCGGCCGAGGAGCGGGGCGCCGCGGACGCCGCCGUGGAGGCCGUGGUGCUUGCGGGCGGCCGCCGCCGCCAGGGGAAGCCCGAGGCCGGGCUGGUCCAGGUGAUCGGCGAGGCCAACGCGAGCGCGUACGCAGACAACGGCGGUGGCGUCCAGGUGGGGUGCUUCCUGCGCAGGUCGGCGUGGCACGGCGUGGAUGAGGACGGCGAGGAGGUCGUCUUCGCCGGCACGCUCGCGCCCUGCCUGGCCGGAGGCGCGCCGCGGCCCGGGCACGGCGCGCUCGAGGAGGAGGUCGCGGCGAUGCGGGUGGACAGGCUCGCCGAGGGCGUGUGGGACAGCUACUUCGGCGGGUGGUCCAGGUGGCACGACGUCGACGCCGCGGCCUAGGUGAUGCCGCUGCAGCGGGUCAAUUGGGUUCUUUCCUGUGGAAUUCCUUUGGAUAAAACCGAAGCUAUUUCUGUGGAACUCCUGCGUUCUAGACUUCCAGCCUCUGAGUUUAGAGUUUCGCUGCCGCUGGCUGCUAAAGUGUGCGUUUGGUUCAGCUGUGAGCUGUGAAAAAGCUGUUGUCACAUAUCUACUGGCAGAUGACUGCUGUGAAAAAGCUGAAAGUCGUUUGAUUCAAA
Messenger RNA from Panicum hallii, 1019 nucleotides. RefSeq lists its product as uncharacterized. The transcript has a single exon. The record is from RefSeq and is a predicted model, not a curated record. Bases 157 to 783 code for a protein of 208 amino acids. NCBI's taxonomy places the organism in Eukaryota, Viridiplantae, Streptophyta, Magnoliopsida, Poales, Poaceae.